This is a messenger RNA of Necator americanus (New World hookworm), 360 nucleotides long. RefSeq lists its product as uncharacterized. NCBI's taxonomy places the organism in Eukaryota, Metazoa, Nematoda, Chromadorea, Rhabditida, Ancylostomatidae. The coding region runs from base 1 to 360 and encodes 119 amino acids. The record is from RefSeq and is a predicted model, not a curated record. The transcript is spliced from 2 exons.
AUGUUGUUCAUCCUGAUUGUGAUUUUUCUCUCUCAAGAACUUUUGCAAGCACGCGAACAAAUCAACGCUCUCUCUAUCUCUUUGCGAGAUUCUCAAGCUACCAAGACUGAAGCGCAAGUUACGGCCCUCAUGAAACGAAACGAAAAGCUCGCAAGCUCUGUUUUCGGGGCGGAGCUUCCUGACGGUGGAGGCGGAGCGACCUCACGGCUGGGCUCUAGAGCACACAGGAAGGACCCUAGCCACCGGACACCGCUAGAGCAGGGACGCAUGGGCCAUCGAUACCAACGACUACGACGCAAGCCGAAGCCUCUCGAAUAUGCUUCCGGUGAGGGCGACACCCAGAUCAGUUACCAGAGAUGA